Ruditapes philippinarum (Manila clam) is the source of this 4506-nucleotide messenger RNA. RefSeq names its product E3 ubiquitin-protein ligase RBBP6-like. The record is from RefSeq and is a predicted model, not a curated record. The coding region runs from base 1020 to 3356 and encodes 778 amino acids. The transcript is spliced from 9 exons. NCBI's taxonomy places the organism in Eukaryota, Metazoa, Mollusca, Bivalvia, Venerida, Veneridae.
CUCAAGAUUAUUUUAAUUGUGUUUAUAUUAAAUUGUGUAACUGUUUUUGAAAUUGGAUACAAAACAUAAUCAGCUUAGGGCUAAAUGAAGUAAAAUAUUUAUAAAUAUCGGAGGAUAUAACUAUGUUGAAUUGUGUAUUGGUUUUAUAGUACAUGUCAGGCAAAGCUGGCCCCUGGCUAUCUGACACCAGCAGAUCUUUUAGAUCAUUUGACAUACCUAAUUAACUGCUAGUUCACUAAAUGGCUAACACAAAAGGUCAUUCAGUACACAGACGGAUCUUAAUAGCCUGGUUUUCUCUCCUAUUGGAUGUUUGUUAACUGUUAUACAAAGGAAAUGCAUUUUCAGCCACAAAACAAUAAUUGAAAAUGUGCUUUGACCGAAAAGAAAAGAGGGUAUUAAACCGUGAAAGUAUUCGAUAAAAUAGUAAAGACGUUCAGUACGGAUAUAACAAUGUAUAAACAUGCAAUACGCUACUUAACUCGCUGCGGAUAUGAAACUUCUAUUAAAGGUGGGAGGUGAGACUAUCUACAUGCCUCAGGAAUAAGGAAGUUUAUAUACUGACUCAGAAGUCAGAAAAAAAAACCAAGAAGAAAAACUAUAUGAAAUCUACAACAGUGAUAAACAUCUCUACAACGUAUUUUAUCUACUUUAUCAAAGUGGGGGAGUCCAGGUGAUCUGGAUCCAAUCUGCAUCAUACAAAUGCUUGCUUUCUUAAAUGAAUUGUACUGGCAUGUACACAGACCUGUGUGAGUAGGAAUACUAGAAGGAAAAUGUAUGGAAAGUAAAGUGCAGUGUGUAAAAAAUGUGUGAUAGUGUGUUUUUAAGUGGAUAACACUUAAAGUUUGCCACUGAUGAAUAAAGUGAAUGUGAAAUAAAAGUUGAAGUGGAAAUAUUAAAAGUGAAAAGUCUAUUUCCCACAUGUUGGAUACAUGUAUAUUUAUGUGGCUAUUGUCAAACGUGCUUCUGUACAUGGAUUAUCAUAUCAGUUUUCAUUGCCAGAUAGUAUUGCUGUAUAAAAAAUGGAUCUAAAAAGGUGUGUAAGUAAUAUUACUAUGUUUGUUUUUAAGGCAAUUUUAUGUGUCUGCGUUUUGGCACAUACUGUGUGUUUGUUGCCGAUUGUGCCAGAUUCCGUCCACAACCACUUACGUCGUAGUCUUCCUAAUCAUCAAUCUAGUCCAAUUGUAUCCGGACGUGAAACUUUUGUGCAAUAUUCCCUAGCUGAUAAGCCCUCAGGACAAACACACCUUGCCAAACAUGCUGGUGCUCAACGAAUACCAUCAAUGCCACACAGUGCCAAACAAGUUCACUCCGAUUCAAUCAACCAUUCACCUGACUAUGCAAAUGAAAACAUUGUAAAUUCCACACACACACGUUCUUCCCCGAAUUUUAACUCCAGCAAGAUUGGGAAACAUUCCAAGAAUUCAAGGAGCGGGGGAUUAAAGACAAAAACUGCUCAAAUUCCUCGCAGAAAUUCUCUACCUUUGCAAUAUGAAUCAGACACUUAUAAUGCUCCGAACUCUCUCGAAAACAUCAACAAGAAUGUUGAUGUGCAAUUGAACGUUUUAAAUGAUAACAACAAUAGAGUGGAGAAUGAUAUGAGAAUAGAAAACAGUGAAAGUUUGCAACUGGCCGUUCAAAGUGGUAACAGUGAAGUUGACGGACAAACCGAAGUUUCCGACACCAUGUUGGCUGUAGCUUCAGGUGUUGUGGCUUUGUUCAGUGUGGGGGUUAUCAUUGGAAUAUUUAGUUGUUGCUGUAAGAAGAAACCACAAAAUGAAGAAGAGGAAAAGCUCGACAUGCUAGAUAGAGAUGGAAAUAAAGAGACUGAGGAAGAGGACUCAAAGGCUAAUACUGAAAGAUCAUUGGUCGAUAGCAAGAAACCAUCACAAGUGUUCAAUUCCAGUGGUAUACCUGAAGGGGAGAAAGACCUUGAUGAUACCAUUUCCUUCAAGGAUAAAAUAAAGGCUUUAGACAACAAACUCAUCAUUCAGCCAUCCCCGGACAAGCGCAAGUCUCUACUGGCAGAGCAGGCAGAGAAGCGUAAGUCUCAGUUGACAGCGGACCAGCCGGCCAACAGACUGUCUCAGCACUCUCCAGAUGUAGCUACCAAAAGGAAGUCUCAAAACGAGGCAAAUAUGGUCAACAGUAUUACAGGACUGCCAAAGCAGCCAAAAAUUGUGGUAUCCGAGGAUGAUGACGUUCAAUCACGAGACAAAGAUGGUUCAAGAAGUGCUGGUGACAAUAUUAGCAAGAGUGAUACACAAGAUGACAUCUCCGACAAAAUAUUUGAUAAUCUCUCCAUGCACAGUUCAACAUCUCAGCCGUUCAAUCCAGAUGUUGUUAUAGCAGAUUCGGACGAAGAAGAUGAAUUUGGAGAAAUUCAGAGAGGGACUGUUAUUCUAAAAUCGUUUCAGAGAGCUAAACCACCAAGAAACCGUAGUCCAGCCACUAGAACUUCAAAAGGAAAAAUUAGAAAACCAAGACCUAAUGCUAGGAACCAGGGAGACAAAAAAGAGGACAGGGAACCAACCUCUACAACCCCAUCUAGUGCAUCUGUUCAAUUUUCCAUGGCAACCAGUGACAGUAAAACUAACAGUCUUGAAAAAUCGGAAACUAAAGUUCAGAACAACACUAGCAAAAAUAAUAGCUUAGAAAAGGUUAAUGAACGAAAGAAAAGCCUCGAAAACAAUUUUGAAAGUCCAAUGUCUAAGUCAAGUAAUUUUAGUGAUUUUGAUUCAAUAAUGAGUCAAAGUAUAACAAGUGUAGGUAGUGAUAUUGUAACACCCAUGAAACGGGAAACGGCUAAAAAUGGAAAAUUCGCAAAAACUAAAAAAGACUCUCCGAAAAGAGAUAGAAAAGAAUCACCCGCGAGAUUAACGAAGAGUAAAGAAAGGGAGAUUACUGAAAAGGACAAACGGAAUGACUCACCAAGCAGGUUUAAGAAAAAUAAGGAUUCACCUGUGGAAAAACGUAAGAAUCGGAGAAAGGAGGAGGAUAGAAUAAAUAAGAAUAGACUGUCGUCUGAUGUAAGCGAAGACAAAGCUGUAACGAACUCUAGUAGGGAGAACAGGUUAUCAGGAAUCCCUGCCACUGCUAGUAAUAAUGCUAGUAACAAUAUAUUCUUUUUGAUUGAUCCAACAGUAAAAGACAAGUGUAAAUCUGUAGGUGAUGUAACUAGAGAUAAGAGAACAUCUGGAGAUUAUAGCAGACAUGCUCAAAAAGCUGUAAAGCAUCACUCUGAAGACAAUCCAUCUAAAAAUCAGGAUGAGGACGAUUCACUGGGUGCUGUUAAAAGGGAGAGAACUCUGUCAGAUCCAAACAGAAAAUCAGCAGAGUUAAAAACAAACACUCGUUAAAAUAAACGUUUUUCUGUUCUAGUCUUAUCAGUUAAAUACAAAAGUUUUUCAAAAUGCUUAGUUUUGCAGCAAUUGAACAUUUUACACACAACUUUCAAUAGAAAGAUGUCAAUGCUUAAGUCUUUUGAAUAAUUUAUCACUGGAACAAAUUCUGUAAGUUGUAAACCACUGACUUUUUAAACGAUACUUGUUGAUAUAUGCUUGAGUGUUUAAAAGCUUUUGAUAUUUCAAGUGAGUUUCUAUAUUUGAAAAUGGCUAAGAACAUGUGACAUUUUACUUUCAAGGAAUUGUUCGGACAAUCUGUAUAUUUUAAACCAAACUGUUGUUAUAAUUUACUUUCACAUUCACUCAUGGCCCAAGAGCAAGUUAUACCAUUUUCUUUCCAAUUUGUGUUCUUUUUCAAGUUAGAAAUAUGUAUUGUAGCUGGGUCAACACAACAUAAUUGUAUAAUGUUACUCAUAAAAUGUGACACAUUGUGGGAGAAAGGUGCCAGUUGGUUGUAAGCAAUCAAUAACAGUUUUUUUAAAAAAAAAACCUAUUUUCAGGUUAUUUUAUAUUUCCUGUACAAGACAAUGAAUAAAACUAUUAUUAUUAUUAUUAUUAUUAUUAAUUUUAUUGUCAAAAAAAUGAAAAAUAUUUGCAUUUUCAUAAAUGACACCGAUUUUAUGACGAUGGAUAAUUUACAUGUUAUUUUAUUAUGUACACAAUUCCUGCCAACUAGCACUGUUUUCCUGUCACACACAACAUAAGAAAUUUAUACAUAAAUGUUUUCAUAUGAUAUCAUAUAAAAUAUUAAAUAUAUCAACAAAUCAUAUUAUUAUGCAAUUCCCCAAAUGUUGUGUAAACAGAAUCAUAUCAUGUGUAAACACACCGUUAAUUGUGUGGCAUAGCCGCAUAAUGUGUUGACAGAAAUGUAUUUAUCAUCAUAUAACAUGUAUUUGAAUGAAAAUUCAGAAUCAGAGCUUAUGCAAUUAAAUUAUAACACCCAAGUUGUGAAGGCAAUAUAUGAUGUGCCUUUUACAUUUCAAAUUAGGCCUGCGCAAAUAUCAUCUUAUAUUGUGUACUAGAAUUGGUCAGGCCAAUUUUUAAUUAUAUGCUUUUUGUAUGACAUUGUAUUUUUAUACAGUGAAAUAAAACUAUUAUAAAUGAU